GCCGCUAGCGAUCCGCGGUUCUCGCCGCCGCCCUUCUGCCCGGAGAAGUUUAACUCGGGAGCGGCGCAGUAGCACGGCCCGCCGCGGCGGGGCAUACAGCUGCGGCGGGAGUCGCCACGCCCGGGGCCACCGCGGGACAGGAGGUCGUCUCCAGCGGGAGGCGGCGGUGGGGACGCACCGGGGUCGGCAGCACUCUGGGAGCUGCCCCGGCCGCGCCAUGGCAGCGCGGUCCCGGAGGCCCUGGCUGAGCGUGGUACUGGGGCUAGUACUGGGUUUCACCGCCGCCUCCUGGCUUAUCGCUCCCAAAGUGGCCGAGCUGAGCGAGAAGCGGCGCGGCGCCAGCAUCUGCUCUUACUACGCCCGCUCGGCGGGGCCGGGGGCGGCCGGGGGCGCAGCGGCGCCAGGCGGGCAGCAGGCGCCGCCGGAGGCAGCGGUGGUACUGGGCGGCACGAGUUUCAGGAGCAGCGCCUGGGAGCUGCCGCCGGCAGCGGCGGAGCUGGGCGGCACGGUUUCCAGCCCCGCAGCCGGCGGGGAAGGAGACCCAGAGGAAGAGGAGGAAGGUGGCGAAAAGCGGAGCGGCCGACCCGGCAGCAGCCACAACGGGAGUGGGGACUGGGGGGGCGCCCCGGGCUGCGCCAAGCCUCGCAACUUCCUUUAUGUGGGGGUGAUGACGGCCCAGAAGUACCUGGGCAGCCGGGCGGUGGCUGCACAGCGAACGUGGGCACCCUCGGUGCCGGGCCGCGUGGAAUUCUUCUCCAGCCAGGGCUCCGCCGCCCCCCCCGGGCUGCCUCCGCUGCCCGUCGUCGCCCUGCCCGGCGUGGACGACUCCUACCCGCCGCAGAAGAAGUCUUUUAUGAUGAUCAAGUACAUGCACGACCACUACCUGGACAAGUACGAGUGGUUCAUGCGGGCGGACGACGACGUUUACAUUAAAGGUGAAAAAUUGGAAGAGUUUCUUCGCUCACUGAAUAGCAGUAAACCUCUGUAUUUGGGGCAGACUGGUCUGGGUAAUAUUGAAGAACUUGGAAAACUUGGACUGGAGCCAGGAGAGAAUUUCUGCAUGGGAGGGCCAGGAAUGAUCUUCAGCCGGGAGGUUCUCAGGAGGAUGGUGCCACACAUAGGUGAAUGCCUUCGAGAAAUGUACACCACUCAUGAGGAUGUGGAAGUGGGCAGAUGUGUCCGAAGGUUUGGAGGAACCCAGUGUGUUUGGUCAUACGAGAUGCAGCAACUGUUCCAUGAAAAUUAUGAACACAAUCGCAAGGGUUACAUUCAAGAUCUUCACAACAGCAAGAUUCACGCAGCCAUAACGCUUCAUCCAAACAAAAGACCAGCCUACCAAUACCGGCUGCACAAUUACAUACUGAGUCGCAAAAUUUCUGAACUGCGCUAUCGGACCAUCCAGCUUCAUAGAGAAAGUGCCCUGAUGAGCAAGCUCAGUAACAGCGAAGUAAAUAAGGAAGAUCAGCAACUGGGAGUGCUCCCAUCUUUCAAUCAUUUCCAGCCUCGUGAAAGGGAUGAAGUCAUUGAGUGGGAGUUCCUGACAGGAAAAUUUCUUUACUCAAUAGCGGAGAACCAACCACCCCGGCAGAGCCUGAGCAGUGUCCUACGGGCUGCACUGGAUGACACUGUGAUGCAGGUCAUGGAAAUGAUAAAUGAGAACUCUAGAUCCAGAGGAAGGAUGAUUGAUUUCAAAGAAAUACAGUAUGGCUAUCGCAGGGUGGACCCCCUACAUGGAGUAGAGUACAUCCUGGAUUUACUGCUUUUGUACAAGAGGCACAAAGGAAGGAAAGUUACCGUUCCGGUGAGACGCCACGCUUACCUUCAACAACUAUUUAGCAAACCCUUUUUCAAAGAAACAGAGGAGCUGGAUGUAAGAAGCCUGCUGGACGAUGCCAAAACGGACACCAAUUCUUUCCCUUUUCUUUCAAAUUCUUUCAAGAUUUUUCCCUCAUCGUUCCAAGGUACCAAAGACAUUGGGGGGCACAAUGACAAGAAAAUACAUAUUCUUGUCCCUCUCACAGGCAGAUUUGACAUUUUCUCAAGAUUUAUGGACAACUUUGAGAAGACUUGUCUGAUUCCCAGGCAGAAUGUAAAGUUGGCAAUAAUUCUCUUCAAUGCUGUAUCAGGCCAAGACUCCAACAAACAUAUACAGCUAAUGAAAGAAUACAGCAUUAGGUAUCCUAAGGCAGAUAUGACACUAAUUCCGAUGGCAGGCAAGUUUUCUAGAGGUUUAGGUCUUGAAAUGGCCUCAUCUAGGUUUGACAAUGGCACUUUGCUGCUGUUCUGUGAUGUUGAUCUAGUAUUCACACCAGACUUUCUACAACGAUGCAGAGAUAACACUAUUCAGGGAGAACAGGUUUACUACCCUAUCAUCUUUAGCCAGUAUGAUCCAAAACUAAUAUAUGGAGGCAACCCUCCAGCUGACAGUAGUUUUGUUUUCACAAAACGAACUGGAUUUUGGAGGGAGUAUGGAUUUGGAAUUACGUGUAUAUACAAAAGUGAUCUCCUUGCUGCUGGUGGAUUUGAUACCUCAAUUCAAGGCUGGGGACUUGAGGAUGUAGACCUUUUUACUAAAGUGGUAACAUCUGGCUUGAAGGCUUUCAGAAGUCAAGAAGUAGGAGUUGUCCAUAUUUUUCAUCCAGUUCAAUGUGACCCCAAUUUAGAUCCAAAACAAUAUAAAAUGUGCUUAGGGUCCAAAGCAAGUACAUUUGCCUCUACCAUGCAGCUUGCUGAACUCUGGCUACAAAAACAUUUGGGUGUCAGGUACAAUCAAACUCUCUCCUGACAUCUCAGCCUAUUUGGCCUUUUUAAGGGAGUUUACCUCAUUAUUGUUGUUGUUAUUUUAUUUUGCUGUCGUAAUUUUAAACUCCCUCCUCCUCGUCUUCCAAAGACUGUUGACCUCAAAUGGGUUGAGACAUGGGUUGAGUCUGCUGUUCACUGAUGUUUCUUAUACCUACUGAACUGGUGAGGUGUAUUUCUUUGUAUUUCCUUCAUUUCAAAUUAAGUCAAGUCACAGCAAUCAUAUGGUCUCAUGAAGCACAUCAAUCACAAGAGACUGCAUCAGAACGUUCUCUUUCAGCUUUGGGAUGCAGUAUCAUCUUUGUUGCAUUUCUCAGAGAUUUAAUGUGAUACAAAUAUUUACUGGUGAAGGUACCACAAAAGUGCUUUAUGCUUCUUCUGGGGAUGGAACUCUAUAAGAUGAACUUGAGUUUUAUAAUUUAUAUGAGAACUUAUAUGUAUAAAUGCUACUUUUCUUUAGAAUUUUUAAAGUAAAUGAGUAACUAUGAUUGUAGCAUAU
This is a messenger RNA of Dryobates pubescens (Downy woodpecker), 3298 nucleotides long. It is a transcript of the gene CHSY3, whose product is annotated as chondroitin sulfate synthase 3. Gene Ontology annotation, molecular function: glucuronosyl-N-acetylgalactosaminyl-proteoglycan 4-beta-N-acetylgalactosaminyltransferase activity. Gene Ontology annotation, cellular component: Golgi cisterna membrane. The coding region runs from base 218 to 2785 and encodes 855 amino acids. Lineage: Eukaryota; Metazoa; Chordata; Aves; Piciformes; Picidae. The transcript has 3 exons. The record is from RefSeq and is a predicted model, not a curated record.